Messenger RNA from Bombus terrestris (buff-tailed bumblebee), 949 nucleotides. RefSeq names its product outer dense fiber protein 3-like. The transcript is spliced from 4 exons. NCBI's taxonomy places the organism in Eukaryota, Metazoa, Arthropoda, Insecta, Hymenoptera, Apidae. The record is from RefSeq and is a predicted model, not a curated record. Bases 149 to 829 code for a protein of 226 amino acids.
AAGCAUAAAAAUUUGCAAUCUAAUCAUAACACACAUACACAACUCUUAAGCAACUGUUUAUAUUUAAAAUGAGCAGACUGAAAUAAUAUCACCCAAAAUUUUUAUCUAAUUUAAAUUUUUGUGGAAAUGUAAAUUAUCAAGUAUAAAAAUGCCAUCAAAAUCAGGCACACAACCAGAUACACAAACACAAACUAAACCACAUAAAAAAAUAGGGAGUCUUAUAUGCGGUUUUAGAAGUCCGGGUCCAAAAUAUCCACUAAAAACUCUCGUGGGUUAUCAAGAGCAUUGCCUUUCGAGGUACCGAAAUCCAGCAUAUACAUUUGGCAACAAAUAUCCUAGUUUACGAUUAUGUGAAGGACCAGGACCGAAAUAUUUAUUAGACAAGCCCAUACGCGGUGGUUUUUCAUUUGGAUUAGUUGGAAAGACUUUCGAUACUUCUUGUACGCCUGGCCCAAAAUAUCUAUUACCAUCUCCAAAAGGUCCAUCUUUUACACUAAAAUCCAGAACUAAACAGAGAAAAUGUUCUUUUUCACCAGGUCCUUAUAGUGUAAAAUUUCCUAUACCAGGUCCAGCUUUUUUUAUAGGAGAACGUUUAGCUGCUUUAAGACGUGAUCCUACACCAGGUCCCAAACUUUACAAUGAUGCAUUAGUUGCCCAAAGAUCUCCAAUGUAUAGCGUAACUUUCAGAAGAGACGAAAAAAUAAUUUGUCGUUCUCCGGGUCCGAAAUACAAUCCGAAACCUCCUAAACUACAGCCCAUGUUUUCUUUUGGAAUCAAACACAGCGAGUGUUCUCCUCCUUAUAUCGUUGAAUGCGAUGAUCAAUGUUAAAAUUUUGGCAACUGUAAAUAAAAAGUGUAAACAUUUACGUAUAAAAUAUAAAAAUAGAAUCUAUGAAUUUCUUAUUUCAAAUCGGCUCUAAAAAGCAAUAAUAAAAUAUCAUAUAUACAC